CCUGGACGCGAUCCACCUGCAGCCCUACUCUUGUACCUGGGUAAGCGAAUAAUAAUAAACACUUCGGGGAGUACAUCCUUGUGCACUCAAUCCUUGUAUCUUUAACUACCACUCCCACUACUAUACCACCUAUCAACAAUCAAUGCUUGCGGCGAUUGACACCGACUUCCAGCAUACACAAGGACUGUUCACCACAAAGCACUUCGCGGCUCACCCAACAUGGCCGCGAUGGCCAGUCUCAGUGGUGGUCAGCACUCUGCGGGCAUCUUUGCAGACAUGAGCAUCGACGGGCCAGAAAUCGGCACCCUGGUUUUGAUCGUUGAUCGAGGCAAGAACCUUCCGAACCGCAAGGCCAUGGGCAAACAGAAUUGCUAUUGUGCUGCACGGCUGGGAAAGGAAGCGCGAAAGACCGAAACGGACAAACGUGGAGGACAAACACCUCGAUGGGAUCAAGAGCUCCGCUUCACCGUCCAUGACUCGCCUGAUUAUUACAACCUCAAAAUUUCGGUCUUUAGUGAAGACAAGCGAACCGACCUGAUAGGAGAAGCUUGGGUUGAUCUUAAUGAAGUCAUCGUACCAGGAGGAGGAAAAAAUGAUCUUUGGCAAGCGCUUACCUUCAAAGGGAAAUACGCUGGCGAGCUGAGAGUGGAGUUGACAUAUUACGACACACGACAGAAGCCGGAAAAGAUGGAAGUACUGUCGGUGGCAGACGAGCUUCGGGAGGCAUAUGGAACAUUAGCAGGGCCGAAGGUGAAGAGACGACCAUUGCCAACGAAUCCCAACGUCCCCAGUACAACCCCAGUAGUGAUCCCAGAGCGAGCACUUCCAGGGCGAGCAAAGCAUGGCCCACGAGACCUCACCAAUCCCCAACGUGCGCAAUCGCUUCCUCCAGACUCUUUGAGUUAUCCUUACUCGUCCAAUACGCUUGUCGGUCAUUCACCUGCGGCUCCACAGCCAGGACCAAACCCACAUUACGGUUCCCAAGACCAGCAACAACCUGCUCACCCGGCGCCACGACCUCAGCAGUUUCAACCUGUGCCACAUACAUCGUGGGAGCAAGCUCAUGCUGCACCUUCGCAUGAAGCACAACAUGGUUACAUGGAGCCGGCGUCCUUCGAAGCGGAUCCUCGUGGUGCUGAGCCUGACUUCCUGCCCCAAUUACCUCCCAGCCAGCGGCAACGGGCGUCACUUCCUCAGCAGCCGCGAUAUGCUCAGCAACCUACGCAACAACCAUACCAUGCGCAGCAUGCACCCCAGCCGAGACCACAAAGUCACACGAACCUUCCGCAUACUCAUUCAGCACCUGCGGUGCCAACGGGGCACUUCGAAGAUCAUCGGCAAGAGGCCGAGUAUGCUCCAUCGAGAGAUCACGCUGCAUCAGUGCCAAACAUGGAUUAUCAGCAUCAGCCUACGGAUCAGCGAAGGGGAUCAUACAUACCAGAAGAAGUGGAUGCUUAUGGCUACCCGCAAAGUGAUGGAAACCACUACCCUGAGCAGCAUGCUGCUGCAGCACCCCCGCCACCUCCGGUGCACGUUCACGCAUCUCCUUCCGUGCCUCACCACAGUCACGCGCAUCCACACACCACGACACCUUCACGGUACUCCACAGCACCAAACGACGGAAGACAGCAGUACGCUCGCAGUCCCUCCCCUCUUCCAAUCGCCGAGCCUGAAUAUGAAUACCAACAGACCCCUCCUCCGCGGAACCAGCAAUAUGGAGGACAAUCGUAUGACAGCUACCAUCCCUCGCCAAAUCAACAAAGUUACGACAACAGCCCAGUGUACCAAUCGCCACAAGCGCCUUCGCCAUACGGUCGGACUCCCCCGGCGAAAGCUGGACCGCAGCGUCUUAGCAUGGCAGAUCCGUACAGUACACCGCCGAGACCGCAUCCAUUAUCCCAGGAGGUUCAGCGGCCAGUCCACCAUGCUACGUACCCUGGCACGAGGCCGCAGCAAGAUCAGUCCGCAGAUGGACAGCGAGCAUACCAGCAUCCAGAUCACCAACGGGAAGUGGCUCCGAUAGUCAAGCCUAGAGCUAUUUCUCCAGCGCCGGCUCCCGCUCCCGUCUCAGCACCGACUUCGGCACCGCCAUCCACUUCCAGACAGCGACCGAGCACAUAUAGUAUGCAAUUUCCUGUGCGCGCGUUCGAGUCUUCCGAUCAAAGUCCGCUUUCAACCUCGCAACGCACUCCGAAUCAUGCCACACCCAUCCGCAAGUCGGUUUCUCCUCGUCCGUCCUUCUCAACAUCUCCUGCUAUUCCAUAUUCGCCAGACAGCUAUGAUCACCAUCAACCAAGCUUGCCCAAACCUGGUGCUGAUGACCCAACCCCGAUCGUAGGUUGGCACGGGCAGGAGAUUGACCCCUCUGAUCAUCUACCUGUCGGGUCCUGGGCUCCCGAGCCCGAGAAAAAGAACACACCUACUAAGACAUAUGGGCUGGGACGAGAUCGUGAGUUCGGUCCACGCGCGGCACAGCCAGGGUCUGGUGCUAGACUUUCCAAAGACACCGUCGUCAACAUUCGAAUGAAGGAUCGUUCCGGAGGUCCAGACUCCUCGCCAGCGGCAAGUCCUGGGCACAAUGAUGUGUUUCAGGACAAUUCGACGCGUAAUCGUCUGUUCAAGCGUGCUGGGCCUCCGCCAGAUCACAGGCAUUCUGCCAUCGAAGUGUCUUCUCGGGAUAGACAUUCAAACUUUGCACCUGUUCCUAAUCCUUAUGAGCAGCAGCAGCAGCAGAGCCCGCAACAGUAUGACCGACAUUACCAGGGCUCGGGACCUGAUGAAUAUGGUGCUAACUCUGGUGCACCACCCAUGAGACCGCCCAAAGUCCCCAUGGAGUCACAGCCCGCUCAAAAUCAAAUGCAGCUGCAUCAAGACCGCCGCUCGCCUCUGCCUCAUAGUCACUCCCCGCACGCCCACCCACAACCGUCAUCCUCGCCAGCGUAUCACCAUCCGCCACCACAACCGCAGUACCAACAGCAGCAGAACUACGAUCAGGCGCCUGCACGACAAUACGAUCACCAGUAUGACAACCGCUCACCACAACAACACCAAACUCAACACUACGAUCGCCACGCGCACCCACAGUCCGAUCCCAACAUGUACCAACAACGACCAGUUUCAUCCUAUGACUACUCAUCUGCGCCAGUCCAGCAGCAGAUCGCACAAGGUUCUUCUCACGAUGCGCUUUCCCGGGAGAUUUCGGCAAUCGACCUCGGUCCCAGCCGAAAUCGCGGCGGAAGUACCGGUCCAAAUGGCGCAGCGCCUGGUCCACCGACUUUUGUCCCUGUGAGAAGCCAUCGAGAUCGCAACAGUUAUUAUUGAUUAUGGUUUCACGUCUUCAGAAAAGAAUUGUGGGGCACCAAGGAGUUGAUGAAUUUGAAAAAGAUAGACGGAUUGCAAAAUUCUAGGUCUUUUGCUUUUUUAUUACCCAAUAGAAGGAAAUGUAUGAUGACUUUGAUGUACGAAUGAUUGAACAAGGGAACGGAAUCAUUGGAGUAGACGGGAGGUUUUUUUGAAAAUGUCUCACUCUGGCAGUGGGCGAAUGAAUGGGAAUUUACGAAUCUUGUGUCUUCUUUUGCUUGUGAAAAUCGGUACGAACUUUGUCAACGUGUCUUUCCGUGGCGUUGGAUUGACCUGAUGCCCACUGAUCACACAUGACAGAACCAUCCUGUUGCAUUUGAACAUCGAGAU
Dissoconium aciculare CBS 342.82 is the source of this 3690-nucleotide messenger RNA. RefSeq lists its product as uncharacterized. NCBI's taxonomy places the organism in Eukaryota, Fungi, Ascomycota, Dothideomycetes, Mycosphaerellales, Dissoconiaceae. The transcript is spliced from 2 exons. Bases 220 to 3321 code for a protein of 1033 amino acids. The record is from RefSeq and is a predicted model, not a curated record.